Besnoitia besnoiti is the source of this 4764-nucleotide messenger RNA. RefSeq lists its product as uncharacterized. NCBI's taxonomy places the organism in Eukaryota, Apicomplexa, Conoidasida, Eucoccidiorida, Sarcocystidae. The coding region runs from base 1 to 4764 and encodes 1587 amino acids. The transcript is spliced from 7 exons. The record is from RefSeq and is a predicted model, not a curated record.
AUGACGUCGACAGAGGUGGAGGCGCUAAACGCAGCUCUGCUACGUGCGCGCCAGAACAAACACGACAUUGCGGACUUUCUAACUGAACUGGAGAACGAGAAGUUCUCAUGGGGGACCGGCUGGGCGGGGUUGGAAGCCGGAAGGGCUUACGCAGCUGACGGCCUGGCUGCCACUCGCUCUCCCAGCGCCACUCCAGCGUCUCCGCUCUUGCACGAAAUUGAACGCGCGAGAGAAACGGUCAGCUCGGCCUCUCUUGGCGCGGCGAUAGCUAAACACGUUCGCGCGACGACUCCGCGAGGGGAUGGUGGCGCAGAAAAAGGCUCCACACGGGAGCCAGCCGCCUCGUCACCCCUUCCGGCGGCCCCUGUGCAGCGCACGCCCUUGAGAGAAAUUGACAGCUUCGCUGUCGGGCCUCCGAGAAUGGAGGUCAUUGUGAGGUCUUACCACCUUGGAGGCGAGCUAAAAACGAAUACGGACGCUCGUGGAACCAGUGGUCUCUCCACGCGGUGUCUGCGACACACGCGCGCGCCUUUGCCGCCGCCCGUCUUCCGCGCCCUUCAAAGUCGAUACGCGUCGAACUUGCCAACUCCCUCACAUCCAAGAUCGCCGCCGUCUCCGUCGCCCUCUGAGGCGCGCGCGUCGAGCCCGAGUCCGCUGCUUCGCGAGGACUCGGUUUUUGCGCUCACGAGCGUGAAAGAUCCUCCGUCGUCUGCGUCGAGUGCGUCUGCCGCCGCCCUGCCUUCCUCCUCUUCAGGCGCGGCUCUGCGGGAGCGGUCGCCUUCGCCCCAGGCGGCGCUCGCCAUUUCCCCGUUGGGCUUGUGCGAGGGCGAGACCGUGAUCCUGCCAGCAUUCGUCAGAAAGUACUUUGAAACGACCCCCGAUGGAAAGCCGCUUCCCCUCGACUACCAGAUCGACACGGUGGGAGAGGAGACUUCGUCGAAAAAGCAAAACACGAAAGCAGACGCCGAGGACGAUUUGUACGAGCUCCACCGGGGCCCACUCGCCCAGCUGCACUGGUCGACCGAAGACGAGGGUUGUCUCUUCUCGUCGGUCAUGAGACAAGCCGAAGGAGGAGUCAGCAACGAGGCUGAUGGAAUCGUUGCCUGCGACAGACUCGCGGCUGAAGAAUCGGCCGCGCCGACUGUCUUGCAACUGCUGGCGGCGGACCGCGAAGCAAUUCUGCGCCAGAGGAACUUGAUACCCGACGACGAGUUUUCUCGCCAGCUGAAAGCUGCAGAAGACUUGCUGUCGGGCUGGCGAACGGUGGAGCGACUCGACUUGGCGCUGGAACAAAAAGAGUCGCAGCUGAGGAAUCUGAAGGCCGAGAUCGCGCGAACCCGAGACCGCAUGCGGCGCUUCUUCUAUACGCAGGUGGCUGCCUUGCCAGGCGGGCUGCCGAAGGCUGGCGCGGCGCUUGCUCUCGUUCCUGCGCUCUUCUCCUUUCCUACGCUGACCUCGAAGUCUGGCUCGACGCUGGAGUCCAAUUCGGACGACGGCGAACAAGAUGCCGUCUCUCCCCUGAACCUCUCUGCCUCUCUCGACUUGAUGCUUCAAAGCCAAGCCGUGUGCCCGCGCGCUGCACCGCCUUCUGCCUUCGCCUCCUUUUCUCUUCUCGCUGCACUCGAUCCGCACAGUCCAACGGCGCCGAGCCACGCCUCGAACCCGAGCGCGAGCGCCGCUGGAGCCUUUUGCGAGGCUGCCAGCCGCAUUGUAAGCGUGUGGAGGCGCGCGGAGGGCGAGGCGCGCAAACAAACACACGAGCUCCUUCCGCGGCAUCUCCGCGAGAGACGGCGCGCGCGAAGCGAAGCUCACCGGUGUACAGAACACACAGACGGGGGGGGUAGGCGAGCAUACGAAGCCGGGGCAAGCAAAAUGAUUGCGAGGGCGACCCAGCGCCGCGCGAGGCCGCGCAGCAGCCGCGCGGCCCAGGCUACGGCCUCUUCCGGCGCGAGCGGCGCACGCACGUCGCGUCCACCUGAGAAAACAGCGCAGGAGGCCGGCGCCCAACCCGAAGAGGCGCUGGAGGGUCAUUCGCCCCGCUUGCCGCUGGAAGACCGGAGGGACGGGGAGGCCGAAUCGCUGGCCGCAUGCAGCGUCUUGGCGAGGGCGACACUCGGUGAUGCCUCGCGGCAGAUCAUCGGCUUUGAGUGCGCCGUCUCUGACGAGCGAGAAAGACAGGAACGGAGAGCGACGCGCAAGCGAGCGGAAGGGAGGAAGACGGAGAGGCUGGAGCGGAGCGGAGAGAAGGCACGGACAGACCGCAUGCGACCCGAAAGGCGCGACGGCGCACACAAAUCGGCAGCACCGACAGACACCCAGCAGGCGAGCAGCCGGGCGCCAAAGGCAGAGAAGCCGCUACGAAGCACGCGCAAAGAGCUGCGAACUGAGGGCGCUCGCAUGCGACAUGUGGAGGGGGGGGCGGAGACAUCCGGCGCGGACGACGAAGGGCCUGGGGAGCUCUCUGAAGCGGCUCCAGCGGCGCCACGGUCGUUGGGGCUGCAGGAGGGCGACGGGACAAAGACGCGGUCUUCAGGGCCGCCUCCCGCGCCGGCGGCGGCGCCCGCUGGGGAUCCACUCGCGGUGGGGACUUGCGCCGCGUCGCCGUUUGCGCCUCUCGCAGUGGCCGGCGGCGGAGAGGCCUCUGAUCCACGGCUGCGUCGCCAGGGCAACGGAGACGCCGCAGCACCGCGCCCCGAAGGACGCCAGGAGACAGGAAAAGACGACGAAGAAGAAGACGGCGAUGCAGCGGACAGCGAGGUGGCGACCAGCUUCGUCAGCCCCUACAGGCCUUCGUCUGCCCAGCAGACACGGCUGUCGGAGAUUGCGGCGCGUCUCAGUGACUUGACAUCUUCGUCUUCGUUGCUCUCUUCUCUGCGGCCGUCCCUCACGGCGUCUCUCGGCUCGCACGCCUCCGUCCUCAGCCGCACGUCGAGUUGCCGCUCGAGUCUCGCGCCCGCUUCGCACUUGCCGCUCGAAGACCGCGGAGACGCAGGCCGGCGCACGGCCGCAGACGGGCGAGGCGAGCCCGACGCAGGCGGCGAGGAAGAGCCUGAGGGGGGCGGCUGCGCUCAUAGACGGAGGGCGAGCGAGGCGGCGGAGCGCGCGUCGGUCUUCUCGGCAUCCGCUCCCUUUGCGGAGGGAUCUCGGCACGACAAACAGGCAGCGAGAGAGGAAUUGGCACAUGCAGGAGGGGAGGCAGCAGAGGCUGAGGCUGCGAAGGGCUACGGCGACGCGCCGUCGAGGAGCACGCAGGGGGCCGAGGGAGAGAAAGAGGAGAGCGGAGACGGCGGGGGAGAGCCGGUGCCGCGACGGCACGGAGAAGCUUCAGGAAGGAGUCGGGAAUCCGCAGCAAAAAGCGGAGACGAAGACUUUGAAGGCGAUCUCCCUGGGGACGACGGAGCGCACGAGCUCGAGCUUCGGCGAGCCGUGGCCGCGCUCGCCUCCCUGGAGAGCCGCCUGAGUCUCCUGCGGCAGCGCCCCGCCUGCCGUCGCCCCAGCCGCGCGGCGAUAGAACAGCUGCUGGCUGAGGCGGCGAAAGAGCAAGGCGACCUGCGAAGCGAGAAGCUCUCCGCGUGCGCCUCCUUCGCGAGCUGCGAAAGAUCUGCUCGGUCACCCAGUCUCUCUCAAAGCUCUUCCUUUGCGCUGCGGGCGCCCGCCGACAAGCGCGGAGACCGCAGGGAACACGCGCGCGCCGACAGAGUGCUGGGCGAGAUGGAGCAGACGAGCCGCGAGCCAGGCGAUGAAGACGCCUGCAGUGGAGACGGCGGCGCAGAGAGAGGGUGGGGGCCUGCAGAGGCCGACGCGAGGCCGUCUGAGCCGGGCGCCGAGGCGGAUGAGGAGGCGGGGGAGGGUGAGGGAGUCGACGACGGCGAAGUGAACGGAGACACGCCCUCUCGCCCUAGCUGCCGACGCUCGUCGAGCCUCCUUCGCUUCAUUCAGGAGCAACAAAGCCAUGCCGAGCGCCUCUUGAGCGAAGCGGAGGAGGCUCUGAAAGCAAGACGAGACGAGGAACUGCAGCGGCGCCAGGCGUCACUCGUCCUUGCGCAGGACGCAGAGGCGAUCUUCAUGGAGAUGCAGGAGCAUACGUACGAGAGCGGCGACGCGCCAGGCGCACCCCACGGCGACCAGCAGAAGAAGGAGCAGGGGCGAAGGGGGACGCGGCUGACUUACGGCGGCACAAAUUCCACGGAGAUGGCGAGGCGCCUUCGGGCCUUGACUGACGCUCAGGGGUCGCGGCAACCCUCCCACGCCCCGAGCGAACCGGCGGAGACGCCGUCGGUGAGCCACGCCACCCUACCGGUAGCGAGCGAGAGAAGAGACUCAGACGUCGCGCCGCGAGGAGGGUUGGAAGACGGCCGCGCGCAAGAGAAAGACAGAAAGACGGACGAGGCGGGAGCGGUACCUGAGAGCGCGAAUGCCGUCGAGGCUGAAAAAGGGCGAGAAAUCGGCGCCGCCGUGGAAGUCACGGACGAGCGCUCGCCGAAUGCAGAAGGCCUCGUCAGCCACAUGGACUGCCUGCAGCAAGAAAUCGGCCUUAUCUUGGGGCAGCUGGAGAGGCGCGAAGAAGAACUCCAGCGCGAUGAAGCAACAGUGGAAAGAGCAGAGGACGACUCCGCAUCACUCCCCCCCCCCCCCCCCCCCGCCCUCACGCAGGCAAGAGUUGAGCUCAUGAAGCCCGUCCACAGAGCCGAAGAGACCGAGGGGGACGCCUACGCAGGUGAUCGCCCAGCAGGAGGGCAAAAAGUCACGCAGCCGAGAUACUGA